This is a messenger RNA of Cololabis saira (Pacific saury), 2089 nucleotides long. It is a transcript of the gene slc35a3b, whose product is annotated as solute carrier family 35 member A3b. The record is from RefSeq and is a predicted model, not a curated record. Gene Ontology annotation, biological process: pyrimidine nucleotide-sugar transmembrane transport. Gene Ontology annotation, molecular function: UDP-galactose transmembrane transporter activity. The coding region runs from base 394 to 1494 and encodes 366 amino acids. Lineage: Eukaryota; Metazoa; Chordata; Actinopteri; Beloniformes; Belonidae. The transcript is spliced from 7 exons. Gene Ontology annotation, cellular component: Golgi membrane.
AGACUUUGUAUGAAAUGAAAAACGACAGAAUAAUACAUUGCAACCCGAGUCGGAUCUGAGUGAACACAACUGUCUGGCUGUUGUGGAGACGCUGCAGCUGUGGUGUUAGCAUGGUCACCAACCGAGCAGUGCAAACAGGCCACCCCAGUCAGGUGUACGUUGCAAUAACCUGGGAAAAACAAUGCUCCUCCCACCGUGAAGGACCGUGUGAGAGCUCUGAAGCUCUUGAAGUGACACGGCUGCACGAUAAGUUCAGCGGACCGGUUCCAGGGCUGGCUGUGGGCAAGAAUCUUUCAAAUCAGGGAACAUGUGGAUGAGAUGACAAGGCAACAGAGAAGAAGACAGCGUUGAGACAUAAGGCGCUUCGGUUCGGGCAGGACAGUGAAGGACCUCAUGACUUCAGACCUGCAGGAGGCCAGAAAUGUGGCUACUGUGUCGUCUGGAAACUCUAAAAAAGAGUCUCUCACGAUGGUCUUGGACUUGUCACAGUCCAAGCAGCUGAAGUAUCUGUCCCUGGGAGUGCUGGUGUUGCAGACCACCUCUCUGGUGCUCACCAUGCGCUACUCCCGAACCCUGGAGGAGGACGAGCCCCGCUACCUGGCCUCAUCUGCCGUGGUGUCCGCUGAAGUGCUCAAGAUCUUCGCCUGCGCUCUCCUGGUCUUCAGGGAGAACAAUUUCAGUUUGCAGGGAAUGAGCUUGCUGCUGAAAGAGCAGAUUGUGAAGAAGCCUGUGGAGACGCUGAAGCUGGCCGUGCCUGCAGGGAUCUACACGCUGCAGAACAACCUGCUCUAUGUUGCCUUGUCCAACCUGGAUGCCGCCACCUAUCAGGUCACAUAUCAGUUGAAGAUCCUCACUACAGCGUUAUUUUCCGUCUCCAUGCUUGGGAAGAGGCUCGGCCUCUACCAGUGGCUCUCCCUGGUCCUGCUCAUGGCUGGAGUCACCCUGGUGCAGUGGCCCACAGAGACUGAUGAGGACACGGAGCAGGAGGUCCUGACUGCAGGCUCCCAGUUUGUGGGAGUCAUGUCUGUCCUGAUGGCAUGCCUGUCCAGCGGUUUUGCUGGAGUUUACUUUGAGAAGAUCCUUAAAGAGACCAAACAGAGCGUGUGGGUCCGUAACAUACAGCUGGGUUUGUUCAGCUUCAUGUUUGGCUUGGUGGGAAUGAUGGCGUUCGACGGCGAGAGCGUCAGGCGGUCGGGGAUGUUUCAGGGCUACAACACCGUCACCUGUGCGGUUGUUGUCCUGCAGGGUGUUUUUCUUGGGGGCGGUGCUGGUUAUUGCUGCCACCUUUCUGUACAGCUACGAGGUCAAACCUGCCAACAGAAGCGCCGUCAAAGUGUAGCCAGAGAGCCGCGUGAGCCGCGCCGCCUGACAGGAGAGACGGCAGCCACCCUGCACACACGGAGCAGGACUCUAGAAACUGUGAGCCAGACUUUGGCACGUGCAGCGUAUGACUGCAGGAAGUGCAGGAGCACGUCACAGCUGCGUGGUGUGUGAAUGAGCCUUUUCACAUCCCCGUGAGAGAGGGGAAAUAACGCUGCUUUUCACAAAGAGGGGGGUCAGUUGUCUUGAGAUACAUUUAUAUGGUAAAGUUUUACGUAUAAAAUAUUUCUAGAUAUAUCGCUGACCUUUGAAUCCCGUGUUGACAUACAAGGGUCCCGUUAAACAAAAAUACGAGCAGUUUAAAAGAAACAAGAAGAGUUCAGGAUUAAACUGCAUCCUCAAAUGUGUUUGGAAGCCCUUUUUUAUGUAGUUUUUAGUAUUUAAACAGUAUAUUUAUGGGAUAUAUGAAAUGGGAAGGGGGCACAGUAUAUUCAGGAAGCAGAAAAGGCAUCAAUCCCAGAUCCUACCUGAGUCAAAGAGAGAACAAAGCUUCCAUCUAGUGGUGGGAUGAGGAGUAGACUUGCUGCAAAGAGGAGGGGUUACCUCCGUCCAGAGAUGCUGAGUGUCUCCUCUUUUUUUUUAUCUUGAGAUGAGAGACAUCUCAAAGAGAACAUGACUGCUUCGACCGUGCUGCUCAGUGUCUUAGUAUUUGUAUCAAAAGCACUUGUUGCAUGGUUAUUUAAAUGUAAAAUAAAGGUCUUUGUCAAUG